Molecule: messenger RNA, 624 nt
Organism: Insectozyma verbasci
Lineage: Eukaryota; Fungi; Ascomycota; Pichiomycetes; Serinales; Debaryomycetaceae
Source: the annotation of a GenBank genome assembly
AUGAGUGAAGAUUUAACUACAAAGACUGAAGAAUUAUCAUUAGAAAAUAAUAAAACAGUAUUUGAUUCAAAAGAAAAUUUUAAUUCAAAACAUCCUUUAAAUAAUAAAUGGACUUUGUGGUAUACAAAACCUCAAACAAACAAAUCAGAACAAUGGCAUGAACUUUUAAAACCAGUUAUUACUUUUGCAUCAGUCGAAGAAUUUUGGGGUAUUUAUAAUUCAAUUCCUCAAGCUAAUCAAUUACCUUUAAAAUCAGAUUAUCAUUUAUUUAAAGAAGGUAUUCGUCCAGAAUGGGAAGAUGAUCAAAAUAGUAAAGGUGGUAAAUUUCAAUAUAGUUUUAAUAAAAAAGAAGUUCAAUCUAUAAUUUCAGAUUUAUGGUUACGUGGUUUAUUAGCUUUAAUAGGGGAAACUAUUGAAGAAGAAGAAAAUUUAGUUAACGGGAUAGUUUUAAAUGUUAGAAAACUGAAUAUUAGAAUUGGUUUAUGGGUUGCAAAUGUACAAGAUUUAGAUUCAUUAAAAUCAAUUGGUGAAAAAUUAAAGAAAAUUUUACAAUUGAAUGAAAAUUCAAAAUUAGAAUUAACUUCUCAUGAUGAAAAGAUAAAAGAUCCUUUAUUAGUUGUAUAA